Messenger RNA from Stegostoma tigrinum, 584 nucleotides. RefSeq names its product liver-expressed antimicrobial peptide 2-like. Gene Ontology annotation, biological process: defense response to bacterium; antimicrobial humoral immune response mediated by antimicrobial peptide. Bases 63 to 305 code for a protein of 80 amino acids. The transcript is spliced from 3 exons. The record is from RefSeq and is a predicted model, not a curated record. NCBI's taxonomy places the organism in Eukaryota, Metazoa, Chordata, Chondrichthyes, Orectolobiformes, Stegostomatidae.
AGGAUAUCUAUUAGCUGUUCAAUAUUUCUAAGAGGGCGGCCAUUACAGAAUCCUCUGCAAAAAUGAAUGCGCAAAUAUUGAACAUCUUUGUUAUAAUUUGCGUGGCUUCAACUCUUUUCAGCAGUCAGGCUGACUGUGCUGCUAUUGGGACAACGGAGACUGUACUUCAGAGAGUCCGAAGAAUGACUCCUCUCUGGAGGUGGAUCACUUCCAGGCCCCUUGGCUCCUCUUGCAGGAGCAAUGAGGAGUGUAGCUCAAAAUAUUGCAGAAAGAAGCGCUGUGCCUUGGCAGUCCAUGAAGACUGACAUUCAGACAAAGCUUUUGUACAGAAUAGUCACAAGCUAUCAGAAAUAGUUAUGUAAAUGAACUUUGACCAAUGUACUUAUGUAAAUAAUUUAUGCACAAAGUUCCAGUGUAAAUGAUUUUCUAACCAACGUACUCUACUAAAUGAAUUGUGUACAGCGUUGAUUGGAGUACAUAUUAAUAUAUCUAUAUGUAUUUGUGACCAAUUAAAACGUGCCUGAAGCAUAUGAAUAAGAAAGGUAGUAGAAUAAAAGUAUUUUCAUUUGCGACUUUAAAAACCA